ACGCUUUCAUGGGUUGCCAGGCGAUUGGCGAUUGUGAGGAGGCCAGAGGUCAGUUAGAGAAGGUUGCCAUGGAAAUGUGCAGUGAACUACAGUUACCUGUGAGGCUAGUUCGGAUUCCAGCCUCAGAACUGCAUCUGGGAGAAGCGUACAGAAGUGAAGUACAGAUGUGGUCAGAGCCUUUCCAACAGUAUAUACAGAUAGGCCAUGUGUCUGUUCUUGGUGACUUCACCAGCCGUAGACUCAACAUCCACACCGUGGACCAAUCAGGAGGCCCCACACAUAUGGCUAUGGUGAGAACAAAAUGGAAUCUUGAUUUGAUGUCUCUGAUCACAAGGUUCAAAUGA
Molecule: messenger RNA, 344 nt
Organism: Liolophura sinensis
Lineage: Eukaryota; Metazoa; Mollusca; Polyplacophora; Chitonida; Chitonidae
Product: serine--tRNA ligase-like
Exons: 3
Coding region: 9-344 (111 amino acids)
Biological process (GO): tRNA aminoacylation for protein translation
Molecular function (GO): aminoacyl-tRNA ligase activity; ATP binding
Source: RefSeq, a predicted model, not a curated record